Messenger RNA from Solanum tuberosum (potato), 1034 nucleotides. Its product is annotated as protein EXORDIUM-like. The record is from RefSeq and is a predicted model, not a curated record. The transcript has a single exon. Lineage: Eukaryota; Viridiplantae; Streptophyta; Magnoliopsida; Solanales; Solanaceae. The coding region runs from base 33 to 962 and encodes 309 amino acids.
AACUUCAUUUACUCUAUAUACAUUUCUCAAAUAUGAGUUCCUUUGACUAUUCCAAAACCCCUUAUCCACUUCUUGUUCUUGUUUUCCUCAGCUUGCUCCAUAUUACUUAUGGAGCAAGAAACUUGUUUUCACUAUAUCGACCACCUUCAAUGAGUCUUACGUACCAUAAUGGCGAUUUAUUAGAAAGUGAAAUAAAAAUAUCCAUUCUUUGGUACGGAAAAUUUUCACCUGCCCAAAAAUCUAUUAUCGUUGAUUUUCUCCGAUCUCUAAAUUCUCCUAGUAAAAUUUGGUCACGCAACACACCUACUGUUACAAAAUGGUGGCAAACUAUUCAGACCUACUUGACAAAAGCGGAUAAAAAAGAGACCCGUUUAGUUCUAUCCAAUCAAUUCACGGACGAAAAUUGUUCAAUUGGAAAAACCCUAAAAAAAUCCCAAAUAUCAGAAUUGGCUCACUCGAAAAAAGGUGAAUUAAUUUUGGUCCUAACAGCCCAAGAUGUUGCAGUUGAAGGCUUCUGCAUGGGCAAUUGCGGGUAUCACGGGUCGGGUCAAGGAAAAAGAUCCGUUUUCAUAUGGGUGGGUAAUUCAGCGACUCAAUGUCCGGGUCAAUGUGCGUGGCCGUUUCACCAACCUAUUUACGGGCCCCAGGCCAAGCCGUUGGGUGCACCAAACGGUGACGUGGGUGCAGAUGGCAUGGUUGUAAAUAUAGCGAGUCUUUUGGCUGGAGUAGUAACGAACCCGUACGGGAACGGUUACUACCAAGGCCCGGCUGAAUCCCCGUUAGAGGCGGCUUCGGCUUGCGCCGGGUUGUACGGUAAAAAGGCUUAUCCGGGUUAUGCGGGUGAGCUGCUUGUGGAUUCGAUAACGGGUGCAAGCUAUAAUGCACAUGGUACAAACGGAAGGAAGUAUCUAUUGCCUGGGCUUUUUGAUCCAAAUAAAUCAGCUUGUUCAACUAUCGUCUAGGACAAUUCUAUUGGUAGAUUGAACACUCUACAUUUGUACUUUUAGUUAUGUAAAUUUUGUUUAUAUAUGUAG